Messenger RNA from Daphnia pulicaria, 15118 nucleotides. RefSeq names its product mucin-19-like. The transcript is spliced from 7 exons. The record is from RefSeq and is a predicted model, not a curated record. The coding region runs from base 92 to 15118 and encodes 5008 amino acids. NCBI's taxonomy places the organism in Eukaryota, Metazoa, Arthropoda, Branchiopoda, Diplostraca, Daphniidae.
CGUUAUCUAUCUGGAUAAAAAUUAUUACAUGUUGUGCUUUCUCAGUUAGAGAGUAAAUAAUAUAGUCUCUACAAGAAAUUCAGAAUUAAAUAUGAAUUGUCUGUUGGCAUUUGCAAUCAUUUCAGUCGUCUUGGCAAAUCCAAUCGACCGACUAGAUUUUAUGAAAGAUAAGCUGACAAAAGAACUCGAUAAAACAUCAAGCGUCAGUAAUUAUAUGGUGGUACCCGAUACCCGACAGAUGACAGUGAAGCCAGUAACCACGACAACAAAAAAAGCUAUAGAUAAUAAAAAUACUGUUAAAACAACAACUAAGAAACCAUCAACGACAAUGAAAACCACUUCAAAAACCACUACUAAGCCGAAGUUAUCCAUAACAACACCAAAAACUUCAAAAACAACAACAAAACCAAAAAUUGAGGCCUCAACACAAAAAAAAUUUACAACAACAGGAAAAUUAACAACAACAAACAGAAAAACUACUUCAAAAACUACAAACGCAAAAUCGACAAUUAUUACGUCUAGUACUAUUAAGCUAGCUGCCACAACAGCAAAAACAACAACCACUAAAUCAUUGGCGACAACAACAUCCAAGUCCACAACAAAAGCAAAACCAACAACUAAAUUAGCCACAACAUUGAAGCCUUUGUCAACAAAAGUAACUACAACAGCCAAAUCCACAACAGCAGUGAGAUCAACGUUCACAACCAAACCGCCAAUCACAACAAAAUUAACGACAACCAAAAAGCCUUUAACAACUUCAACUAAACCAACAACGUCAACAAAAGCUUCCACCACAACCAAAUUAACGAAAACGACAGCUACAACUAAAUCAAAGUCUACGACAAAACCGUCGACCACAGCAAUUAAAUUGACAACCACAAAGCCUACAACAACUACAACAAAACCAACUUCAACCAAACCAAAAACCACAACUAAAUUAACACCAACUACAAAGCCUUUAACAACUACAACUAAAUCUACGUCAUCAACCAAACCGUCGGCCACAAGUAAAUUAACUACAACAACAAAGCCGACAACCACUACUAGACCAAAAUCAACCAAACCAUCAACUACAUCUAAACCUACAUCAUCAACGAAAACAAGGACCACAACUAAAUUAACGACAACCUCAAAGCCUUUAACAACUACAACUAAACCAAAAACAACCAAACAAUCAACCACAAGUAAAUUAACGACAACAACAAAGCCUUCAACAACUACAACUAAACCAAAGACAACCAAACCAUUAACCACAACUAAAUUUACGACACCCACAAAGCCUUCAACAACUACAACUAAACCAAAAACAACCAAACCAUCAACCACAACUAAAAAAACGACAACCACAAAGCCUUCAACAACUACAACUAAACCAAAAACAACAAAACAAUCAACCACAAAUAAAUUACCGUCAACCACAAAGCCUUCAACGACUACAACUAAACCAAAAACAACCAAACCAUCAACCACAACUAAAUUGACGACAACAACAAAGACUUCAACGACUACAACUAAACCAAAAACAACCAAACCAUCAACCACAACUACUGAACAGCCAACAUCCACAACAGCUAAGCCUACAACAACUAGGGAGGAUCCGACGACAACAACUACUGAACAGAAAACAUCUACAACAGCUAAGCCUACUACAACUACGAAAGAACCGACGACAUCAACUAAUGAAAAGCCAACAUCCACAACAGCUAAGCCAACCACCACUACAGCUGAGACAACUACCACUACUGAACAGCCAACAUCCACAACAGUUAAGUCCACUAUAACUACGGAAAAACCGACGACAACAACUACUGAACAGCCAACAUCAACAACAGCUAAGCCAACAACCACUACAGCUAAGCCCACUUCAACUACUGAACAGCCAACAUCCACAACAGCUAAGCCCACUACAACUACGGAAGAACUAACGACAACAACAACUGAACAGCCAACAUCAACAACAGAUAAGCCCACUACAACUACGGAAGAACCAACCACAACAACUACUGAACAGCCAACAUCCACAACAGCUAAGCCCACUACAACAACGGAACAACUCACGACAACAACUACUGAACAGCAAACAUCCAUAACAGCUAAGCCAACAACCACUACAGCUGGGACCACUACCACUACUGAACAGCCAACAUCCACAACACCUAAGCCCACUACAACUACGGAAGAACCAAAGACAACAACUGCUGAACCGCAAACAUCCACAACAGCUAAGCCAGCCACCACUACAGCUGAGACCACUACAACUACUGAACAGCCAACAUCCCCAGCAGCUAAGCCAACAACCACUACAGUUGAACCCACUACAACUACUGAAAAGCCAACAUCCACAACAACUAAGCCCACUACAACUACGGAAGAACCAACGGCAACAACUACUAAACAGCCAACAUCCACAACAGCUAAGCCCACUACAACUACGGAAGAGCUCACUACAAUAACCACUGAACAGACAACGACUCUUACAGAGUCAAAGACAACAGCAGCUGAACCAACAACUACCACGGCUAAACCCACGACAACAGCUGUUGCGACAACCACUACUGCAGAGAAAACGACUACUUCUGCUGAGCCAACUUCAACUACGGAAGAGCCCACGACAACAACUACUGAACAGCCAACAACCACAACAGCUGAGCCCACUACAACAGCUGUUGAAACAACUACUACUUCAGAGCCAACGACAACUUCUGCUGAGCCAACGACCACAACAGCUGAGCCCGCUAAAACUACAGAAGAGCCCACAAUCACAACUACUGAAAAGCCAACAUCCACAACAGCUGAGUCAACAACUACAACAGCUGAGCCCACUACAACAACCACUGAACAGACAACGACUGAUACUGAGUCAACUACUACAACAGCUGAACCAACAACUACCACGGCUGAACCCACGACAACAGCUGUUGAGACAACCACUACUGCAGAGGAAACGACAACUUCUGCUGAGCCAAUUUCAACAACAGAAGAGCCCACGACCACAACUACUGUACAGGCAACAACCACAAUAGCUGAGCCCACUACAACAACCACUGAACAGACAGCGACUGUUACUGACUCAACAACUACAACAGCUGAACCAACAACUACAACGGCUGAACCCACGACAACAGCUGUUGAGACAACCACUACUGCAGAGCAAACGACAACUUCUGCUGAGCCAACUUCAACAACAGAAGAGCCCACGACAACAACUACUGAACAGCCAACAACCACAACAGCUGAGUCCACUACAACAGCUGUUGAAACUACUACUGCAGAGCCAACGACCACAACAGCUGUUGAAACUACUACUGCAGAGCCAACGACCACAACAGCUGAGCCCACUACAACUAUAGAAGAGCCCACGACAACAACUACUGAAAAACCAACAUCCACAACAGCUGAUUCAACAACUACAACAGCUGAGCCCACUACAACAACCACUGAACAGACAACGACUGUUACUGAGUCAACAACUACAACAGCUGAACCAACAACUACAACGGCUGAACCAAAGACAACAGCUGUUGAGACUACCACUACUGCAGAGCAAACGACAACAUCCGCUGAGCCAACUUCAACAACAGAAGAGCACACGACAACAACUACUGAACAGCCAACAACCACAACAGCUGAGCCCACUACAACAGCUGUUGAAACUACUACUGCAGAGCCAACGACCACAACAGCUGAGCCCACUACAACUACAGAAGAGCCCACGACCACAACUACUGAAAAGCCAACAUCCACAACAGCUGAUUCAACAACUACAACAGCUGAGCCCACUACAACAACCACUGAACAGACAACGACUGUUACUGAGUCAACAACUACAACAGCUGAACCAACAACUACAACGGCUGAACCAACGACAACAGCUGUUGAGACAACCACUACUGCAGAGCAAACGACAACUUCUGCUGAGCCAACUUCAACAACAGAAGAGCCCACGACGACAACUACUGAACAGCCAACAACCAUAACAGCUGAGCCCACUACAACAACCACUGAACAGACAACGACUGUUACUGAGUCAACAACUACAACAGCUGAACCAACAACUACAACAACUGAACCCACGACAACAGCUUUUGAGACAACCAAUACUGCAGAGCAAACGACAACUUCCGCUGAGCCAACUUCAACAACAGAAGAGCCCACGACAACAACUACUGAACAGCCAACAACCACAAGAGCUGAGCCCACUACAUCAGCUGUUGAAACUACUACUGCAGAGCCAACGACCACAACAGCUGAGCCCACUACAACUACAAAAGAGCCCACGACCACAACUACUGAAAAUCCAACAUCCACAACAGCUGAUUCAACAACUACAACAGCUGAGUCCACUACAACAACCACUGAACAGACAACGACUGUUAGUGAGUCAACAACUACAACAGCUGAACCAACAACUAUAACGGCUGAACCAACGACAACAGCUGUUGAGACAACCACUACUGCAGAGCAAACGACAACUUCCGCUGAGCCAACUUCAACAACAGAAGAGCCCACGACAAACACUACUGAACAGCCAACAACCACAAGAGCUGAGCCCACUACAACAGCUGUUGAAACUACUACUGCAGAGCCAACGACCACAACAGCUGAGCCCACUACAACAACCACUGAACAGACAACGACUGUUACUGAGUCAACAACUACAACAGCUGAACCAACAACUAUAACGGCUGAACCAACGACAACAGCUGUUGAGACAACCACUACUGCAGAGGAAACGACAACUUCUGCUGAGCCAACUUCAACAACAGAAGAGCCCACGACAACAACUACUGAACAGCCAACAACCACAACAGCUGAGCCCACUACAACAACCACUGAACAGACAACGACUGUUACUGAGUCAACAACUACAACAGCUGAACCAACAACUACAACGACUGAACCCACGACAACAGCUUUUGAGACAACCACUACUGCAGAGCAAACGACAACUUCCGCUGAGCCAACUUCAACAACAGAAGAGCCCACGACAACAACUACUGAACAGCAAACAACCACAAGAGCUGAGCCCACUACAACAGCUGUUGAAACUACUACUGCAGAGCCAACGACCACAACAGCUGAGCCCACUACAACAACCACUGAACAGACAACGACUGUUACUGAGUCAACAACUACAACAGCUGAACCAACAACUAUAACGGCUGAACCAACGACAACAGCUGUUGAGACAACCACCACUGCAGAGCAAACGACAACUUCCGCUGAGCCAACUUCAACAACAGAAGAGCCCACGACAACAACUACUGAACAGCCAACAACCACAAGAGCUGAGCCCACUACAACAGCUGUUGAAACUACUACUGCAGAGCCAACGACCACAACAGCUGAGCCCACUACAACUACAGAAGAGCCCACGACCACAACUACUGAAAAGCCAACAUCCACAACAGCUGAUUCAACAACUACAACAGCUGAGCCCACUACAACAACCACUGAACAGACAACGACUGUUAGUGAGUCAACAACUACAACAGCUGAACCAACAACUACAACGGCUGAACCAACGACAACAGCUGUUGAGACAACCACUACUGCAGAGCAAACGACAACUUCUGCUGAGCCAACUUCAACAACAGAAGAGCCCACGACGACAACUACUGAACAGCCAACAACCAUAACAGCUGAGCCCACUACAACAACCACUGAACAGACAACGACUGUUACUGAGUCAACAACUACAACAGCUGAACCAACAACUACAACAACUGAACCCACGACAACAGCUUUUGAGACAACCAAUACUGCAGAGCAAACGACAACUUCCGCUGAGCCAACUUCAACAACAGAAGAGCCCACGACAACAACUACUGAACAGCCAACAACCACAAGAGCUGAGCCCACUACAUCAGCUGUUGAAACUACUACUGCAGAGCCAACGACCACAACAGCUGAGCCCACUACAACUACAAAAGAGCCCACGACCACAACUACUGAAAAUCCAACAUCCACAACAGCUGAUUCAACAACUACAACAGCUGAGCCCACUACAACAACCACUGAACAGACAACGACUGUUAGUGAGUCAACAACUACAACAGCUGAACCAACAACUACAACGGCUGAACCAACGACAACAGCUGUUGAGACAACCACUACUGCAGAGCAAACGACAACUUCUGCUGAGCCAACUUCAACAACAGAAGAGCCCACGACAACAACUACUGAACAGCCAACAACCAUAACAGCUGAGCCCACUACAACAACCACUGAACAGACAACGACUGUUACUGAGUCAACAACUACAACAGCUGAACCAACAACUACAACAACUGAACCCACGACAACAGCUUUUGAGACAACCAAUACUGCAGAGCAAACGACAACUUCCGCUGAGCCAACUUCAACAACAGAAGAGCCCACGACAACAACUACUGAACAGCCAACAACCACAAGAGCUGAGCCCACUACAUCAGCUGUUGAAACUACUACUGCAGAGCCAACGACCACAACAGCUGAGCCCACUACAACUACAAAAGAGCCCACGACCACAACUACUGAAAAUCCAACAUCCACAACAGCUGAUUCAACAACUACAACAGCUGAGCCCACUACAACAACCACUGAACAGACAACGACUGUUAGUGAGUCAACAACUACAACAGCUGAACCAACAACUACAACGGCUGAACCAACGACAACAGCUGUUGAGACAACCACUACUGCAGAGCAAACGACAACUUCUGCUGAGCCAACUUCAACAACAGAAGAGCCCACGACAACAACUACUGAACAGCCAACAACCAUAACAGCUGAGCCCACUACAACAACCACUGAACAGACAACGACUGUUACUGAGUCAACAACUACAACAGCUGAACCAACAACUACAACAACUGAACCCACGACAACAGCUUUUGAGACAACCAAUACUGCAGAGCAAACGACAACUUCCGCUGAGCCAACUUCAACAACAGAAGAGCCCACGACAACAACUACUGAACAGCCAACAACCACAAGAGCUGAGCCCACUACAUCAGCUGUUGAAACUACUACUGCAGAGCCAACGACCACAACAGCUGAGCCCACUACAACUACAAAAGAGCCCACGACCACAACUACUGAAAAUCCAACAUCCACAACAGCUGAUUCAACAACUACAACAGCUGAGCCCACUACAACAACCACUGAACAGACAACGACUGUUAGUGAGUCAACAACUACAACAGCUGAACCAACAACUACAACGGCUGAACCAACGACAACAGCUGUUGAGACAACCACUACUGCAGAGCAAACGACAACUUCUGCUGAGCCAACUUCAACAACAGAAGAGCCCACGACAACAACUACUGAACAGCCAACAACCAUAACAGCUGAGCCCACUACAACAACCACUGAACAGACAACGACUGUUACUGAGUCAACAACUACAACAGCUGAACCAACAACUACAACAACUGAACCCACGACAACAGCUUUUGAGACAACCAAUACUGCAGAGCAAACGACAACUUCCGCUGAGCCAACUUCAACAACAGAAGAGCCCACGACAACAACUACUGAACAGCCAACAACCACAAGAGCUGAGCCCACUACAUCAGCUGUUGAAACUACUACUGCAGAGCCAACGACCACAACAGCUGAGCCCACUACAACUACAAAAGAGCCCACGACCACAACUACUGAAAAGCCAACAUCCACAACAGCUGAUUCAACAACUACAACAGCUGAGUCCACUACAACAACCACUGAACAGACAACGACUGUUACUGAGUCAACAACUACAACAGCUGAACCAACAACUAUAACGGCUGAACCAACGACAACAGCUGUUGAGACAACCACUACUGCAGAGCAAACGACAACUUCCGCUGAGCCAACUUCAACAACAGAAGAGCCCACGACAAACACUAAUGAACAGCCAACAACCACAAGAGCUGAGCCCACUACAACAGCUGUUGAAACUACUACUGCAGAGCCAACGACCACAACAGCUGAGCCCACUACAACUACAGAAGAGCCCACGACCACAACUACUGAAAAGCCAACAUCCACAACAGCUGAUUCAACAACUACAACAGCUGAGCCCACUACAACAACCACUGAACAGACAACGACUGUUAGUGAGUCAACAACUACAACAGCUGAACCAACAACUACAACGGCUGAACCAACGACAACAGCUGUUGAGACAACCACUACUGCAGAGCAAACGACAACUUCUGCUGAGCCAACUUCAACAACAGAAGAGCCCACGACAACAACUACUGAACAGCCAACAACCACAACAGCUGAGCCCACUACAACAACCACUGAACAGACAACGACUGUUACUGAGUCAACAACUACAACAGCUGAACAAACAACUACAACGACUGAACCCACGACAACAGCUUUUGAGACAACCACUACUGCAGAGCAAACGACAACUUCCGCUGAGCCAACUUCAACAACAGAAGAGCCCACGACAACAACUACUGAACAGCCAACAACCACAAGAGCUGAGCCCACUACAACAGCUGUUGAAACUACUACAGGAGAGCCCACGACCACAACUACUGAAAAACCAACAUCCACAACAGCUGAUUCAAUAACUAAAACAGCUGAGCCCACUAGAACAACCACUGAACAGACAACGACUGUUACUGAGUCAACAACUACAACAGCUGAACCAACAACUACAACGACUGAACCCACGACAACAGCUUUUGAGACAACCAAUACUGCAGAGCAAACGACAACUUCCGCUGAGCCAACUUCAACAACAGAAGAGCCCACGACAAACACUAAUGAACAGCCAACAACCACAAGAGCUGAGCCCACUACAACAGCUGUUGAAACUACUACUGCAGAGCCAACGACCACAACAGCUGAGCCCACUACAACUACAGAAGAGCCCACGACCACAACUACUGAAAAGCCAACAUCCACAACAGCUGAUUCAACAACUACAACAGCUGAGCCCACUACAACAACCACUGAACAGACAACGACUGUUAGUGAGUCAACAACUACAACAGCUGAACCAACAACUACAACGGCUGAACCAACGACAACAGCUGUUGAGACAACCACUACUGCAGAGCAAACGACAACUUCUGCUGAGCCAACUUCAACAACAGAAGAGCCCACGACAACAACUACUGAACAGCCAACAACCACAACAGCUGAGCCCACUACAACAACCACUGAACAGACAACGACUGUUACUGAGUCAACAACUACAACAGCUGAACAAACAACUACAACGACUGAACCCACGACAACAGCUUUUGAGACAACCACUACUGCAGAGCAAACGACAACUUCCGCUGAGCCAACUUCAACAACAGAAGAGCCCACGACAACAACUACUGAACAGCCAACAACCACAAGAGCUGAGCCCACUACAACAGCUGUUGAAACUACUACAGGAGAGCCCACGACCACAACUACUGAAAAACCAACAUCCACAACAGCUGAUUCAAUAACUAAAACAGCUGAGCCCACUAGAACAACCACUGAACAGACAACGACUGUUACUGAGUCAACAACUACAACAGCUGAACCAACAACUACAACGACUGAACCCACGACAACAGCUUUUGAGACAACCAAUACUGCAGAGCAAACGACAACUUCCGCUGAGCCAACUUCAACAACAGAAGAGCCCACGACAAACACUAAUGAACAGCCAACAACCACAAGAGCUGAGCCCACUACAACAGCUGUUGAAACUACUACUGCAGAGCCAACGACCACAACAGCUGAGCCCACUACAACUACAGAAGAGCCCACGACCACAACUACUGAAAAGCCAACAUCCACAACAGCUGAUUCAACAACUACAACAGCUGAGCCCACUACAACAACCACUGAACAGACAACGACUGUUAGUGAGUCAACAACUACAACAGCUGAACCAACAACUACAACGGCUGAACCAACGACAACAGCUGUUGAGACAACCACUACUGCAGAGCAAACGACAACUUCUGCUGAGCCAACUUCAACAACAGAAGAGCCCACGACAACAACUACUGAACAGCCAACAACCACAACAGCUGAGCCCACUACAACAACCACUGAACAGACAACGACUGUUACUGAGUCAACAACUACAACAGCUGAACAAACAACUACAACGACUGAACCCACGACAACAGCUUUUGAGACAACCACUACUGCAGAGCAAACGACAACUUCCGCUGAGCCAACUUCAACAACAGAAGAGCCCACGACAACAACUACUGAACAGCCAACAACCACAAGAGCUGAGCCCACUACAACAGCUGUUGAAACUACUACAGGAGAGCCCACGACCACAACUACUGAAAAACCAACAUCCACAACAGCUGAUUCAAUAACUAAAACAGCUGAGCCCACUAGAACAACCACUGAACAGACAACGACUGUUACUGAGUCAACAACUACAACAGCUGAACCAACAACUACAACGACUGAACCCACGACAACAGCUUUUGAGACAACCACUAUUGCAGAGCAAACGACAACUUCUGCUGAGCCAACUUCAACAAUAGAAGAGUCCACGACAACAACUACUGAACAGCCAACAACCACAACAGCUGAGCCCACUACAACAGCUGUUGAAACUACUACUACUGCCGAGCCAACGACAACUUCUGCUGAUCCAAUGACCACAACAGCUGAGCCGACUACAACUACAGAAGAGUCCACGACCACAGCUACUGAAAAGCCAACAUCCACAUCAGCUGAUUCAACAACUACAACAGCUGAGCCAACUACAACAACCACUGAACAGACAACGACUGUUACUGAGUCAACAACUACAACAGCUGAACCAACAACUACAACGGCUGAACCAACGACAACAGCUGUUGAGACAACCACUACUGCAGAGCAAACGACAACUUCUGCUGAGCCAACUUCAACAACAGAAGAGCCCACGACAACAACCACUGAACAGCCAACAACCACAACAGCUGAGCCCACUACAACAACCACUGAACAGACAACGACUGUUAAUGAGUCAACAACUACAACAGCUGAACCAACAACUACAACGGCUGAACCCACGACAACAGCUGUUGAGACAACCACUACUGCAGAGCAAACAACAACUUCCGCUGAGCCAACUUCAACAACAGAAGAGCCCACGAAAACAACUACUGAACAGCCAACAACCACAACAGCUGAGCCCACUACAACAGCUGUUGAAACUACUACUGCAGAGCCAACGACCACAACAGCUGAGCCCACUACAACUACAGAAGAGCCCACGACCACAACUACUGAAAAGCAAACAUCCACAACAGCUGAUUCAACAACUACAACAGCUGAGCCAACUACAACUAAAGAAGAGCCCACUACAACAACCACUGAACAGACAACGACUGUUACUGAGUCAACAACUACAACAGCUGAACCAACAACUACCACGACUGAACCCACGACAACAGCUGUUGAGACAACCACUACUGCAGAGCAAACGACAAUUUCUGCUGAGCCAACUUCAACAACAGAAGAGCCCACGACAACAACCACUGUACAGGCAACAACCACAACAGCUGAGCCCACUACAACAACCACUGAACAGACAACGACUGUUACUGAGUCAACAACUUCAACAGCUGAACCAACAACUACAACGGCUGAACCCACGACAACAGCUUUUGAGACAACAACUACUGCAGAGCAAACGACAACUUCUGCUGAGCCAACUUCAACAACAGAAGAGCCUACGACAACAACUACUGAACAGCCAAUUACCACAACAGCUGAGCCCACUGCAACAGCUGUUGAAACUACUACUGCAGAGCCAACGACCACAAUAGCUGAGCCCACUACAACUACAGAAGAGCCCACGACCACAACUACUGAAAAGCCAACAUCCACAACAGCUGAUUCAACAACUACAACAGCUGAGCCCACUACAACAACCACUGAACAGACAACAACUGUUACUGAGUCAACAACUACAACAGCUGAACCAACAACUACCACGGCUGAACCAACGACAACAGCUGUUGAGACAACCGCUACUGCAGAGCAAACAACAACUUCUGCUGAGCCAACUUCAACUACAGAAGAGCCCACGACAACAACUACUGUACAGGCAACAACCACACUAGCUGAGCACACUACAACAACCACUGAACAGACAACUACUGUUACUGAGUCAACAACUACAACAGCUGAACCAACAACUACAACGGCUGAACCCACGACAACAGUUGUUGAGACAACCACUACUGCAGAGCAAUCGAAAACUUCUGCUGAGCCAACUUCAACAACAGAAGAGCCUACGACAACAACUACUGAACAGCCAACAACCACAACAGCUGAUCCCACUGCAACAGCUGUUGAAACAACUUCUACUGCAGAGCCAACGACAACUUCUGCUGAGCCAACGACCACAACAGCUGAGCCCACGACUACAACUACUGAAAAGCCAACAUCCGCAACAGCUGAGUCAACAACUACAACAGCUGAGCCCACUACAACUACAGAAGAGCCCACUACAACAACCACUGGACAGACAACGACUGUUACUGGGUCAACAACUACAACAGCUGAACCAACAACUAAAACGGCUGAACCAACGACAACAGCUGUCGAAACAACCACUACUGCAGAGCAAACGACAACUUCUGCUGAGCUAACAUCAACAACAGAAGAGCCCACGACAACACCUACUGAACAGCCAACAACCACAACAGCUGAGCUCACUACAACAGCUGUUGAAACAACUACUACUGCAGAGCCCACGAUAACUUCUGCUGAUUCAAACACCACAACAGCUGAGCCCACUACAACUACAGAAGAGCCCACGACCACAACUACUAUGAGCCCACUACAACAGCUGUUGAGACAACCACUACUGCAGACUGAGCCCACUACAACAGCUGUUGAAACAACUACUACUUCUGCUGAGCCAACGACCACAACAGCUGAGCCCUCUUCAACUACAGGAGAGCCCACGACCACAAAUACUGAAAAGCCAACAUCCACAACAGCUGAGUCAACAACUACAACAGCUGAGACCACUAAAACAACCACUGAACAGACAACGACUGUUACUGAGUCAACAACUACAACAGCUGAACCCACGACAACAGCUGUUGAGACAACCACUACUGCAGAGCAAACGAUAAUUUCUGCUGCGCCAACUUCAACUAAAGAAGAGCCCACGACAACAACCACUGUACAGGCAACAACCACAACAGCUGAGCCCACUACAACAACCACUGAACAGACAACGACUGUUACUGAGUCAACAACUACAACAGCUGAACCAACAACUACCACGGCUGAACCAACGACAACAGCUGUUGAGACAACCACUACUGCAGAGCAAACGACAACUUCUGCUGAGCCAAUUUCAACAACAGAAGAGCCCACGACAACAACUACUGAACAGCCAACAACAACAACAGCUGUUGAAACAACUACUACUGCAGAGCCAACGACUACUUCUGCUGAGCCAACGACCACAACAGCUGAGCCCUCUUCAACUACAGGAGAGCCCACGACCACAACUACUGAAAAGCCAACAUCCACAACAGCUGAGUCAACUACCACAACAGCUGAGCCCACUACAACAGCUGUUGAAACUACUACUGCAGAGCCAACGACCACAACAGCUGAGCCCACUACAACUACAGAAGAGACCACGACCACAACUACUGAAAAGCCAACAUCCACAACAGCUGAGUCAACAACUACAACAGCUGAGCCCACUACAACAACCCCUGAACAGACAACGACUGUUACUGAGUCAACAACUACAACAGCUGAACCAACAACUACCACGGCUGAACCAACGACAACAGCUAUUGAGAACACCACUACUGCAGAGCAAACGACAAUUUCUGCUGCGCCAACUUCAACUGCAGAAGAGCCCACGACAACCACCACUGUACAGUCAACAACUACAACAGCUGAACCAACAACUAUAACGGCUGAACUAACGACAACAGCUGUUGAGACAACCACUACUGCAGAGCAAACGACAAUUUCUGCUGAGCCAAUUUCAACAACAGAAGAGCCCACGACAACAACUACUGAACAGCCAACAACCUCAAUAGCUGAGCCCACUACAACAGCUGUUGAAACAACUACUACUGUAGAGCCAACGACUACUUCUGUUGAGCCAACGACCACAACAGCUGAGCCCUCUUCAACUACAGGAGAGCCCACGACCACAACUACUGAAAAGCCGACAUCCACAACAGCUGAGUCAACAACCACAACAGCUGAGCCCACUACAACAGCUGUUGAAACUACUACUGCAGAGCCAACGACCACAACAGCUGAGCCCACUACAACUACAGAAGAGACCACGACCACAACUACUGAAAAGCCAACAUCCACAACAGCUGAGUCAACAACUACAACAGCUGAGCCCACUACAACAACCCCUGAACAGACAACGACUGUUACUGGGUCAACAACUACAACAGCUGAACCAACAACUACCACGGCUGAACCCACGACAACAGCUGUUGAGACAACCACUACUGCAGAGCAAUCGACAACUUCUGCUGAGCCAACUUCAACUACCGAAAAGCCCACGACAACAACCACUGUACAGGCAACAACCACAACAGAAGAGCCCACUACAACAAGCACUGAACAGACAACGACUGUUACUGAGUCAACAAUUACAACAGCUGAACCAACUACUACCACGUCUGAACCCACGACAACAGUUGUUGAGACAACUACUACUGCAGAGUCAACGACAUUUUCUGCUGAGCCAACUACAACUACUGCUGAAACCACAACAAGCACGGUUGAGCCUACUACCACCACAGAUGAAUCUAUUUCAACGACUACUGAGGCCACAACCACAACAAUGGAAUCCACUUUGAGCACAAAAGAGCAGACGACAACAACUGCUGAUUUUACAACCACAACAGCUGCACCAACCUCGACAACUGUUGAGGAAACGAGUACUGCAGAGCCCACAACCUCAACAGCUGAAACUACUUCCACCACGAAAACUUCUGAAGGACCCACUUCCACAACAGCUGAACCUACUACUACAACUGUUGAACCAACAACUACUAAAGAGAUAACCACAACUACUGCAGACCCAACAUCAACUACUGCUGAAACCACAACAACCAUAACAACAGAACCCACGUCGAAACCGUUGAGGAAACAACUACUCAAAUGCCGACAACCCCAAUAG